Molecule: messenger RNA, 555 nt
Organism: Megachile rotundata (alfalfa leafcutting bee)
Lineage: Eukaryota; Metazoa; Arthropoda; Insecta; Hymenoptera; Megachilidae
Source: RefSeq, a predicted model, not a curated record
AUGGCUCAACUAACAUUUGAUGAAUUUAAAAUGAGAUUAUCUGUAUGGCGCGACGCGAUCCCAAUGUACGAGGGAGGGACAAGACUUCUGUCUCAUUUUAUCCAAACGUGUGAUAAAUUCACUGAAAAUCUUACAACAAACGAUAAUGCGAUCAACGAGUCGUUGUAUGCUCUUAUCAAAUCAAAACUACGCGGAGAGGCACUUGAUUUGGUAGUUGUUAAUAAACCCAUAGACUGGCCCCAAUGUAAGACACUCUUAAUUAAUAGAUAUAGCGACCCUAGCUCGGAAGAAUUAUUAUUUAACCGACUCAGUACUUGUUAUCAACAAACCAAUCAAACGUAUGAAGAAUACGCCGACGAAGUCAAAAUUCGUUUGAACAAGCUAAAAGAGCAUGUACAACUAAAUAAUCAGGAUAACAAUAUAAUUGCUAUGAAAAGUAACUUCUAUGAUAAUAUUGCGAAAAAUGUAUUUAUUGAUGGAAUUAAACAGCCGUAUCAUUCACAUCUGACGCAUUUUGCAUUGACUGACAUCGAGGAUUGCCUAAAAAAAAUGUAG